This is a messenger RNA of Racocetra persica, 178 nucleotides long. The record is from the annotation of a GenBank genome assembly. NCBI's taxonomy places the organism in Eukaryota, Fungi, Glomeromycota, Glomeromycetes, Diversisporales, Gigasporaceae.
GUUAAUGCGGAGAUGGGUGACCUUAUAUCUUCAAGAUACUUUCUUCAUUGCCCCUGGCUUAUCCUAUAUAGAGGAGGAAGGAAAAGACCCCACCAUUAGAAUAGAGGGUAUGAAGCAACUAGGUGGAACCGGGACUGGAAAAGAAUUGACGGUAAAAUCAAUCUUUAACCUUUACUGG